AUGGAAGUUCUGCAUCUCAUUACCAGUCUGAUCAUCUGCGGUAUGGGCGUCCGUGGUCAUGUCGUCUACAGGCCGUGCAUCGACGGGUUCCGACAAUAUGGAGAGUAUAUCAUCAGAAUUGAGUUCAAACUCAAAGGCAAUGUUCUCCUCACCUAUCAGGAAAAUCCUCUUGGACCUGAGAAAGUUUACACAUGCGUGUAUCACUUCGACCCAAAAGAGAAGGAGAUGGAUGAGGGGUAUGUUCCAGUUCUUUUCCUGGGUCCCGAGUGUCAAAGACUUGUGAAGGACUCCAAGGGCAGACUCAACGGAGAUUCCCUAAAACCCUUUCUCACGUUCCCCAAUCUCGACUACUUGUACAUGAAGCUACCUUCAAGAAAUUCUACGGCUCUGUAUAAGAAUAAAGGCGCUUGGCCAUGCCCCGUUUAA
Messenger RNA from Perkinsus marinus ATCC 50983, 426 nucleotides. RefSeq lists its product as hypothetical. The transcript has a single exon. The record is from RefSeq and is a predicted model, not a curated record. NCBI's taxonomy places the organism in Eukaryota, Perkinsozoa, Perkinsida, Perkinsidae. Bases 1 to 426 code for a protein of 141 amino acids.